Molecule: messenger RNA, 1887 nt
Organism: Symbiodinium sp. CCMP2456
Lineage: Eukaryota; Dinophyceae; Suessiales; Symbiodiniaceae
Source: the annotation of a GenBank genome assembly
GGGCCGAUGGGGGCUUCGCCGAAUGGCCCUGCCGAGGGUGAUGAGUUGACCGAGGAACAGCUAGGGAGUUUGAUGUCUCGUGAAGACUCCCUUCCUGCCCAUGACGACGACCCAACUGCGAGCCACUUGGAGCAGCAGCUUGCCGACUUUGCCAGCUUUGGAAACGGCGCUGGCGACUGGCAUGCCAUGAACUCGAGUUUGGUUCUUGCCAGGCAUUCCCGUCAGGUGAUGCCGUGGGAAAGGGUUGUGAAGCCCCGGUUGGGGCCCAGCUUCAUUUUCCAGGAGCCUCUGCUUGGGCGUUUUGAUGGUCUUACCAGAGCAGUGAUCCCUGCCCCUUCAGCACGACCGUGGGCCUGGGUUCCCAAAGGUACGUACGAGGCCAGACGACUUCUUGCGGCCAGGUUUGCCAAGAGCGAUGACAUGCUUCGGCUCUCUGCACUUAAGAAGGUCAGGCUCAUCGUGCUGUUUUACCCGGACGACUCCGAGCUCGGGAGAAACCUCGUGGGCUCUGCAGGGUCACUGGUGGAGGAGGCCAUACUGACCUCGACCAUCGAGGACACCUUCUCUGGCAAGGCGGCUAGCACUUUGCUCAAGCGGGCCUCGGACUUCUCAAGGUUUGCCAAAUGGAUCGUGGCCAACAAAGGGCGCCCUCUGGCGCCUUCUGAGGGUGAGCUGUACGCCUAUAUGCUGCACCUGCGCCGCACCAAAGCCGGAGCCACAGCGGGAGAGUCCUUCCUUAAGUCCUAUCGGUUCUUCAUGCAUCUGACCGGAGCCGUUCAGAAUGCCCGGAUCUCGCCCCGAGUGCAGGGGGCGGCAAAGGCGAUGGCUAUGGUCAAGAGGCCUCUCUGGCAGGCACCGCCCCUGCCCGAGGAGGCGGUACGGCUGCUCGAGGAGUUCGUCCACGAAACCGAGGACUGUGCAAGGGCCAGCAUUGCGGGGUUCAUGCUCUUCUGCCUCUACUCCUCUGCGCGCUGGUCGGACGCGGCCCGUGGGACAACCAUGGUCAUGGAUGUGGCGGGCAACGGUUUGGUUCUGCUGGAGUGCUCUACAAAGCAUUAUAAGACCAAGGCCAAGGACCGGAAGGACGCUGUGCUCCCUCUCAUUGCUCUGGGCAGCGGCCUUACCCAGCCUUCUUGGGGGCAAGUCUGGAUGCGCAAGCGGGCUCUCGCGGGGCUGCAGGAUUCCUCAGUGAUCAUGCCGGCCAUGUCGCCGGGGGGCAACUUCCUCGAGAGGGCCAUGACUGCUGCCGAGGGCUCUCUAUGGCUUCGCGAACUCCUGCACCUGCAGGGCUUCACCGGUGAUUUGGAGAAGUUCAGCUCCCACAGCUUGAAAGCAACCGCUUUGUCCUGGACGGCCAAGAGCGGGACCAUGACUUACGAGGAACGCCUUACUCAGGGACACCACUGCAGCCCUAAGCACGGGAUGGCCCUUCUUUACUCGCGGGACGCCCUCGCGGAGAUCAUCGUGAAGGUGGCCAAGGUAGUGAGUGCCGUGAGCCGGGGAGUGUUCAGCCCAGACCUCCCGAGGGCCGAGAGGGUCGCAAGGGCUCUGCAUGCGGAUCCCGCCGACUUUGAGCAUCUUCCGGAGACUACGGCUGAGGAUUUACCAGCUGGGGAGCCUCAGGAGGAGAAUAUUUCUGAGGCUGGGUCUGACAUAACCGACCUCGGCGAUCUCAACGAUGACCUAGGGGCUCCGGUUCCUGAGGAAGUCCGCCCUAGGCUGAACUGUGCAUUUUCGGGGACGACGUACAUGCACGUCUUGAGUGGAGUGGUGCAUAAGAUGGUCAGCCCUGGAGUUUUGAAGUGUGGUAGGAAGGUCACAGCUAAUUUGCGCUUAAUGGGGCCGGAGGAGGCCCAGGACAAUGUCUGCCAGCAGUGUGCGGCUUGA